GGGUUUUGGGAAUUUAUUUUGGUUCUCUAAUAAUUCAAGCAUCAUCUUUUUCACUUGGAACAAUUUGAGACCAACUUUUUAUUUAUUCUUUCCAAACAAACCCAGAUUUUACAAUCGGCAAAUUUGAUUACAAAAUGAGCACUGCAACUUUCAGUUCAAUUUGUUGCAAUCAAGGAUAUUUAUGGAAGGAGGAAGGAAAGAUUUCAAAACUGAAGAAUCGAAAUGAAAAAGUGAGGCUCAAUGUAGGCGGAGCCUCAGCCUUAACUACAAAAUGUAUGCAAUCUUCACAACAGAACAAAAAGGAAGUUCGCAUUGGUCUUCUGGGUGCUAGUGGUUAUACUGGAGCUGAGAUUGUUCGGCUCUUAGCAAACCAUCCAUACUUUGGCAUUACGCUGAUGACUGCUGAUAGAAAAGCAGGCCAAUCAAUGGGCUCAGUGUUUCCGCAUUUGAUAACACAAAAUCUGCCAACUAUGGUUUCGGUUAAGGAUGCAGACUUCUCUAACGUGGAUGCUGUGUUCUGUUGUUUGCCUCAUGGAACUACACAGGAAAUCAUCAAAGGCCUCCCCCGCCAUUUGAAGAUUGUUGAUCUUUCUGCGGACUUUCGGCUGAGAGAUAUUGAUGAAUAUGAGGAAUGGUAUGGUCAGCCCCAUAGUGCACCAGAAUUGCAGAAAGAAGCUGUGUAUGGCUUGACAGAGAUUUUAAGGGAGGAAGUGAAAAGUGCACGUCUAGUUGCUAAUCCUGGUUGUUAUCCAACAUCUAUUCAGCUUCCACUUGUUCCCUUGAUAAAGGCUAAACUCAUUAAACACAGAAAUAUCAUUAUUGAUUCAAAAUCUGGUGUGAGUGGAGCAGGACGUGGAGCCAAGGAAGCAAAUUUAUACUCUGAAAUAGCUGAAGGAAUAUAUUCUUACGGUGUUACAAGACAUCGCCAUGCCCCAGAAAUUGAACAGGGACUAUCUGAUGCUGCACAUUCAAAAAUAACUGUUAGUUUCACACCACACCUAAUGCCAAUGACCCGUGGAAUGCAAUCAACAAUAUAUGUGGAAAUGUCUCAAGGAGUGACAAUUGAGGAUUUAUAUGAGCAAUUAAGAAAAUAUUAUGAGGAAGAAGAAUUUGUAAAAUUGUUAGACAAGGGAGUUGUUCCUCAUACUCAUAAUGUUCGAGGUUCUAACUAUUGUUUUAUGAAUGUCUUUCCUGAUCGAAUCCCUGGAAGGGCAAUAAUCAUAUCAGUUAUUGAUAAUCUUGUGAAGGGAGCUUCUGGUCAAGCACUUCAAAAUCUUAACAUAAUGCUAGGUUAUCCAGAAAAUACAGGGCUUCUCUACCAGCCCUUGUUUCCGUGACAUAUUCUUCCUUUUUUCCCUUCUGAAGUGGCCGUGAAGUGGAAUAGUGAAAUUGAAAAGGCUUCCAUCCUGUUUUGAAGGUCUCCAGAAUCCUGAGCAAGUAGAAUAAAAGAGUCUUUGGUUGAAGAUGCAGUCCAAGUUUUGUUGGGAAAUCAGUAGAUAGUUGCUAAAAUGGGCUAAAUUCCUCUGUUGUACCAUAGAAAAUAAGAUGAUUUUGUAUCUAUGGAAGGCCCAAAUUUCCAUCUUUGAUUUCUCCAAUAAAUCAAUAAUUGUGUUGCAGUAAAAAAAAAAUGAAAGCCUGAUUUGCCAAAAGCCUUGGUAUGAAUUAGCAUUGGCUUUUGAUAAUCUGAUUCUA
Theobroma cacao (cacao) is the source of this 1692-nucleotide messenger RNA. RefSeq names its product Putative N-acetyl-gamma-glutamyl-phosphate reductase. Gene Ontology annotation, molecular function: NAD binding; NADP+ binding; N-acetyl-gamma-glutamyl-phosphate reductase (NADP+) activity. Lineage: Eukaryota; Viridiplantae; Streptophyta; Magnoliopsida; Malvales; Malvaceae. The record is from RefSeq and is a predicted model, not a curated record. Gene Ontology annotation, biological process: L-arginine biosynthetic process.